GGCUCGCGUUCAAUUGCAUGUCAAUCGCCCUCGUCCUGCAGAGAGACAAACGGUGUUCAUAUCCCUAGGUUAGAUCGAGACAAGUGUCCCGAACCUCCUGCCCAUGUGAACUUGGAAGCCACCGUGCUUCACAACGAGGAGGUCACCCCUUGUGAAGACGCAGAAAUUGCUGCAUCACCUUGCUAUUCUAUUCACAAAUCGCUGGACUCUGACACAAAUCAGCCUAUCACUUCGCCUCCAAAACAUGCGCAAUCGAUCAAUGGCCAAAUGUCAGCGCCACCCACUUCGCACUCCCCCUCCCCCCAUCCAACCGCGGACGAAACAAGUCGAAUUUUCGCAUGCGGAAAUACGAAGCUUACGGGAGCCCGACCCAAGCAGCGGACCCGAAGAGCCCGUCACUCGAUGUGCUGGUUCUGAUUUUGAGAACACCAAUACCAACUCACCCUCCAACGCUCAUUGUCCAUGGCGCUUGAGCGGGACAACGCUAUCUAUUGAUAUUCACGAAGCUGAACAUAUUCCAAUCUUCGUUGGUUACUCCACCUUUCGGGUGGUCGAUGGCCAACUGUUCCAGACUAUGACGCUGUCCCAGGGGAAUGUUGAGUUGGCUCCCGCGAAGAGACCAGUAUAUCACCCGGUGGAACGGGACUCUUCCGCUGAGAAUAAAAAGAAAACCGGUCGACCCCCUUCCAACCGGGGUUCGCUUUCACCUGACGAAGAACGAAAGCUUGUUAAGCUACGGGAUGAGGGAUAUACGUGGAAUGAGAUCGCCAUCCAGUUUCCGCAUAAGAAGAAAGGUACUCUGCAGAGCAUCUACUACAGCCGACUAAAGAACUCCAGAGACCAAGCUUCUCCAGUCCAUGGACAUUCAAAGCGCCGUCGGCCGGUCUACAAUAGCCUCAAUAACAGGGUGAACGGUGCAUCACACAGCACUAGCGAUUCUUAUGUUUAUAGGACACGAUUGGAGCCGAUGAGCCACCCGCGGUACUCUUUCCGGGCCCGACGUCGUCCGCGAUCUUAGUGGUACCUAUAUAUUGCCAACCGAUAGCUACGGCCAUCAACUUCGCACAAUUCGUGAAGGCAUGUAUUCACUCAAGAUAACGAAUUGUACAUAACACCCUUUGGAAUACGAAUGAAAACUCGACUCCUGCAGGGGACCGUCUUUGUUAGAGCUGCCACCCACUUUAUACAGUUCUUGACUGGUGUUGAUCCAACCUCCACCCUAGCACUCUGCGCAUUCUCAAUCUGCGCUUAUGAAUUCCGCAUCCGUUUAGUCGAACUUUGGGUCAUGACCUCAACAUUAUGGCAUCAAUUGGAACGAACCCCUACUUACAGCUUUUAAAAUAUGAUAUCGGCCGCCCCAAUCUAAUCUUCGCAUUGAAGUUCACUACCACAGCGCCAUGGAA
Aspergillus ruber CBS 135680 is the source of this 1403-nucleotide messenger RNA. RefSeq lists its product as uncharacterized. The record is from RefSeq and is a predicted model, not a curated record. Bases 245 to 1018 code for a protein of 257 amino acids. Lineage: Eukaryota; Fungi; Ascomycota; Eurotiomycetes; Eurotiales; Aspergillaceae. The transcript has 2 exons.